GUGGGCAGGGACAGAAAACAUCUGGAGGGGAAGUGCUGACACACGCUCUUGUUUUAUGUGUGUCACCUGGCUGUGAAUGCUGCAAUAAAAAAUAGUCUCCUACAAGACAGGUCAAUAAAUAAAUUUGAAAUUGCAGGCUUUAUUUCUCAACGAGUCAUGCUCCAUGUAUUUUCAUGUACUAAGGAUGUAAACACUUUUCUGAUUGUCGCGAAGCUGUUUCUCUAAUUCAGAGUGGUUUCCAAGCCAUUCCAAGCAAUUUUCUAACCUCUGCUAGAACAUUUAGCAAAUGUAUCCUACAUCAGUACUUAGGCCAGCCAGACAAGAUAUUUACAUCCUUCCCCAGCUCUGAGCUUUUACCACUGUCCAGAAAGAACACAGCAACUAAAUCUUGUUGUGAUGAGGCAGAACUAUCCCAGCCAAGCUUUUGCCUCUUUGUCUGGCUGAUGUCUCUGCAGCAGCAAUUAUUUAAAGCUCUGUGAAGUGCUGUAAUUCACAUGUCUCUGUAAAUAAAUGAGUAUCUUGGGAGAAAGGCUAUGGCAGCUAAUGGGGAAUGAGAAACUUGGAAAGGACCUUCUAGUCAGUAUAUUUCUGACUUCAGCAGGACAAAGAACCUGCCCGAGAGCUAGAUGUGCAGAUUUUAAGAAAAAGGAGGGGAGAUAAUAAAAGUUGCAAACGAAGAACAGUUUGGUGUACUUUGAAAGGGGCAAAACCAGGUACAAGGUGCUCUGUAAGUCUUUAUAGACAUUAUGAUGUCAGGCUUAAUCAUGUACAUGUUUUAAAAUGGUUCAGAAUACAGUUCAAAACUUAAAAUUAGAAGUAGUUCAGCAAUAUUUGUUUUGUAGCCAAUAGCUGGUGUAAGCCCAUAGUCGAGUGAGGAUUUUAGGUAGAGAUUUUGUUUGUAUAUACUGGGUUUUUUACCUUUUUUUUUUUGUUUGUUUUAGCCAGUACAUUUCUGUAGAAAAUAAUCUAAUUCUUAAGAUCAUAGGCUGGUUUAUGUUGGAAGGGACCUUAGAGAUGAUUUAGUAGCAAUGUGUGUGCCUACGGGUGACAAGGAAUUGGCAGAUGUCAGUGACGAGUCAGGAAUUUCUCCUUGCUGUGGAGAGUUAUGAUGUAGCAGAGAGAGAAGGCUUGGCUACAAAACUACAGGUGUCAUCAAGUGCAGUUCUUUACUAGAUCUGCCAGAGCUCAGGAUUUGGAAUAACCUGGAAAGUGGAUAAGAGACAGAAUUCUUCUUUCCACUCUGGGGACCUGGCUUGAUUGCUGGAGCUGCCUCCUCACGCUCUAGCCAAAGAUAGCAGAUGAUUUUUAAUGGCCACACCUCUUUAGGAUUGUUAUUUUUUUGUCUCCUCCAAUAAAGGAUGGAAGAAAUGUUGUUCUGUUUCCGAAAAAUACGACGGGCAUCGUAAGUGCUUCCAAAACUAAGAAUUCUUUAGAAGAAUAACCGUGGUCUGGGGAGGAGUGGACUCAAAUUCUUUGUUAGUGCCAUGUUUGCCUAACAGGACCCUUAUUAAUUUAAUUAGUAUUUAUUGUGCUGACCCAAUUAUAAAACGUAUAUCAGCUUCUUCUGGUUUUUAGCAAGUUCCAAGGAAAUGGAAGCGGUAGGUUCUGUCGCAGAAUCACAGAAUGGUUUGGGUUGGAAGGGACCUUGAGGAAUCCUCCCAUUCCAACCCCCUGCCAUGGGCAGGGACACCUUCCACUAUCCCAGGUUGCUCCAAGCCCUGUCCAAGCCAGCCUUGGACUCUUCCAGAAAAGUAUUUCUGCAGCUUAUAUUGUUGCAUGACUAAAAGUUUGUGUUUACGUUGUUGAAUUUACAGAUUACUGUAUCAAUUUGCAACAUGGAGUUUUCUUGGCUGGUUUCCAGCAUUUGUGAUGGAAUUGUGCUGGCAUUCCUAAUCCUUGAGAGAGCCUGAAUUCAGACUAGCACACAGGGUGUUAAUGGAAAAAUGAAAGCAUUCUUGAUUUUUGAAGUAUUUUUUGUGUGAAAGAGCUUGUGCUUUAGAAUGUGGUUGGAGGCUCCUUGGUGUCCCUGCAAGAGCAGCCUCCAAGCCAGGCAACUGGCUGAUUUAGAGCCUACGGAAUUGCUGCUGUCCCCAAACUCCAGCCAGUGCCAGGAAACCACAAGAAUCGAACAAACAAUAGGAUUUGUUUGGUAAAAAAGAUUUUUUCCCAACCCUGCAAGAUGUCAUUUGUUGUACAUCAGGGAUUUAUGAGGAGGGAGAAGAAUUCCACUUCUUUGAGCCCAGUCUCAAGGGAAUGUAUGAGCAUGUCUUUGGGCCUGUGAAGAACUUCUGAGCUGCUUCAGGGAAGGCACACACAGCUUAGGGACUGGUCAGGACAGCUCCCAGAAGUGCUGAGGAAGUUGAGUGCAGCUCAAGUGUGACGUGACUUCAUCUCUUUAGCUUCUGAAAUGAAUUUUGCUUGUCCCACACUCAUCCAGCACAGUGGUUGAAGGCUAACCUUUCCCAGCACUGCAUACACGAUGCCUUUCCCUGUAUACAUUUCACAGCCUGCUGUAGGCUGUGUGACCCACAACAGCUUGGAACUUUUCUAAAACUUCCGGGAUAUCCUGGAAAAGUUUUAUAUUACAUGGCAUGACUUAAAUAUUUCCCAGGCAUUUUUCUGAGAACAUUUUUUUCAGAUAAAAUAGCGGUAAGCAGAUAUUGAUUUUGUGCUAAGGAAAAGAAAAUAGUUUUCCUAGAAGCAAUGUAGCAUGAAAACCCCUGUCCUGUUUCAUACAGAAUUAAAGGCAUGUGUUAUUGGGACAAAAUCAAACCAGAUUUCUGAUGAACUCUUGAUAGUUUUAUUACCACUCAAAACCCAGGUAUUGGAAAUUCUCAUUGGAACUGAACAGCCAAGAAAGAUGUAAGCAGCUGAAAGUUUUUGGCUUCGGUUUUAUCUUUUUAAAACAUAGAAUUGCUCUUUCAAUUGCCUGAAAUGAACAUGAAGGACAUAGGUCACAAUUAGCAAUAAUAUCAGUGAGAUGGUCUGGAAAGAAUCAGCCUUACUGGAGCCUCUCCCAUCUUGAAAAGGUGAAAUUGAAAUCUUUAACACAUUUCUCUUCUAAGAAACAGGAACUGCAGUUGCUUUCUGUGGUAUCGAGUUCAGGUGAGCAGUCCUGGGAUUCUGAGGUAGGUGGUUUUAAUUUCUCCUUGGAUGACUCUUCCCUUACAAUCUUGGUGUAAAUAAUUAAGCUGAUAACUGUUUCGCUGCCCUAUCAGGCAUUUAGCAGAGACUUGCCACAGUUAAAUGGUGCAGAACCUGAAGAUCUUGCAACCUUAAAUACUUAAAGAUAAUGAUAAAACACUGGAAACAAAACUUGUAGAGUUGUAGAGGAAAAGUCAUUGGCAAGACAUGCUCUUUGCCUUAUAAAAAUCUUGAAAAUUUAGAGGUACCAAUAAAAUCUUUUGAAAAUGAAAAGAAAGAAAUACCAGAUUGGCCUAGGAGUUUGGUGUGGAACCAGCAGCUCUUGGCUGUGUACAAAUUCUUUCAAAGAAACAGUUGGAAAAGCUCUUUGCAGGGUUUUUAUUGUGUUUUUCUUUGUCACUUUUGUUGCCAGAAUGAUUUAAUGUGGGCUGAAUACUUGCUGUGUCUUAUUCUCUCAAAGUUUUUUUACACAAGCAUCUCAAAAAAAGGCAACUUUUCUCUGUUAGACAGCUCAGGCUGGCUCUUUGGAGCAGAGGAGCAGCAACUGCAAGGUAGGAUAAUCCAGAUGGAUUUUGGAAGGCCUCAGGCCAAGGCUGUGUAUCCUGGGCCUCAGGAGUCUGCUUAUGGCUUUGCCACAGCAAUCAGAGACGGUCGUUCCCUGGUUUGCAGUCCUGUUUACUGAGAAUGGCAAGAGAGAGCCUGACUUUGAGACGUCCCAGGAGCCACAGAUUGUAGUAAAACCACUGAAAUGUCAGUGGUUCAAGUGGUUAGUGAUUCAUAUGGCACCAAACCCAGGAAUAAUUGGGAAUUUCUAUUGAGCAAUGCUGUAUUUUUGUAAGAGUAGAAAAGUUGCACUAGUUGAGCAGAUAACUGUCCAUCUGGCCUAAUAUCCCACUUCUGGGUACUUGAAAGCAAGGUGUUAGUCUGCCUCUCCUCAAUAUCCUGUUAAUUAUCCAACACUGUAGCUGUGUUGGGCUUGGAGCAGAGGGGAUUUCUUCCUGAUCCCAGCUGGUGAUCAGCUUAUGCCUUGAUGGUAUGGACUGAUAGCCCAUAUAUAAUUCUUAUAUAAGCCAGCAGCAGUUUCAAAUUUAAUCCUUUUCGUAAUGGAAAUUGCAUUUAUGUUUUGCAGGCAUCCACCAGGCGAGGUGGAAUCUUAAAUAUUCCAGCAGCCUUUGGAAGUUUGCUGCCUAGUUUGUCUCAGUAGCAUCAUCCAACCUCCUGUGAAUUUGGUUAAACCACAGCUGCACUUAGCCUCUCUCAUAACAGUAGGAGCCGAAUCUUUUCAUCCAUGAUGAAUAAAGUCCUAUUAUGUCUAACAAGAUUGACCCCAAUCCUCCCUCAUAGGACAGGCAGCGCUCCAUCUGUACAAAUUUCAGGCACUAAAUUCCUCUUCACUCUAAAAAGUCUCUGAUUUUGUGGAUAGUUUGAGCAGCCAUGGUUCUGUUAUUUGCUGGCCCUUUUCAAGGACACCCAAAAGCUGUGGUGGGCUUUUCCUGGUCUACAAAGACUCCAGGUGUUCUUUGUAGAUGCCUCCCAUUGGUGUGGAAGAAAUAUUGGUAGUUGGGAUUAAGUAUUUUGGAUUUCAAAGAUGGGAUUUCUUUACAGGAGCAAGCUCUUGGUCUCUCCUUCUAAUUUACUAAUGCUGUCACUUCCUUCUGGGUUUUGGCUUGCUUCCAGUCUAGUCUGAACAGCAGCUGUGACCAAAUGUUUUUCUUCAUUAAACUUAUUUUGUAAAUCAGUUGUGCUGUAUCCCUGUUUGACUGCUGAAAUGACAUUUGGAUCACAGUUGUCUGUUCUAGAUUAAUAGGCAGUGUGUCUAUAUAGGGAGUUUUACUGUGAUGGCAUGUAAAUGGACGAACAGAACUUGAUUCUGUCUCAUUUUUGCUCUUGGCUGAAGCAUCUAGGCAGUUCCGUGAGUAUAUUUUAAAAGCCCAGUCAAUGCCUUCCUUAUCUCCCAGGGAAUGUAGUGUUGGACAAGGCCCCGUGCCACUGGAAUCUGGCACUGCCUUGACUUUGUAAGAGAAAAACAGGUUAAAAAUGUGGCUUUGUAGCAUUGGCAGCACCCACUUCAGUCUUGCCUUACGUCACCAAGAUCAAAAGAGAGAGCUGUCAGUGACAGCCAUGUCGUUCAUGUCAUUGCACUUCACAGGCAGCUUCCAGCCGCCUGAAGGGGAUCAAAGAUGGAAGAGAGAAAUCUGGCUGUCUCCAUCCUGGAAAUUCACUGCAACUGCGCUGAUGUGGCUGCGGUGUCCGUGAGCCAGCCACGUGUCCUUAGGGGUUGAUUGAUGCAUCUGUUUAUCCUGAGACUGGCACCAGCCUGAGGUAAAACAUGAAAAGUUUUUGUCUGGCAGCUGCCCCAUUAUGGAGUUGUGCCUUCUGGGUCAGAGAUGAAAGGAGCUGGCUGUAACCCUGUGCAACUGAAACCCUUUUUCCGAAGGAGAAGAUUUUGAAAGGCAACCUUGAGAUAAUCCUUUUUGCUCUGCUGUUUCAUUGACAGAGGUACUGCACGUGCUGAUGGCAUCCAGCUGGUGGCUUACUGUGAUCCUGAGACCUAUAAAGAGCUGGAUAGAAAGCUGGAAAGAUGUGCUGCUCCUUCCUGCAGUCUGAUCGAUGCAGCCCUCUGAGAAGUUCUUCUCCAUUCUGUGCCUUGCCUUGUUUCUUGAAGCUUUGCUUUCCAAACAGAGACAUCCAGUUAAAAUGCAGAGUCUUCCGUUUAAACUGCAUUCCUCAGAGUGAUCUCUUCCCAGUUCCAAGCAGUAAACCACAGCUAAAACAGUAACAGAGAGCUGCUGUGCACAGCGAGGCGAGGCAACAUCUGGAUUUGUUCGGCCCUGCUGGCAGUCAGAGCUCUGAUGUCAGAAGGAACAAGGAUGUAUCAGAAGUCCCCUCACUCUUGAGUUUAUUAGACCACUUUGGGAGUCACUUACCUUUGGAUGGUGUGGUGCUACAUAAAUGUGAGAUGUCACCCAGUGCUGCUUGUGCUGGUGACAGCUCCAUUCUUCCCAGACCUGCCCUGUGAAGCCACUGGAAGCAGCUGCAGAGCAAUGAGCUGCCUGUGUGUUUCUGGAACUCUGAAGGAAAUGAUGGCAAAUGAGCCAAAAGCAUCGUGUGAGUCAAAAGGCACAGAAGUGCUGCCAAGCAGCAGUUCCCACCACGGCAGGAAUGGCUCCUGGGCUGGUGAAUUCCAGAGAAAUGGCUCUGUGGUGGCUGGCAGAGACAGGAGCAAGGCAGCAGAUGAUGAACUUCCCAUUUGAGGCUGAAUGCUACACUUGAGUUUCGUACCUCAUCCUGUACCUUGUCCUGAAGUCAAAACCAGCUGCACAGAGUGGGAGGCUGAGGGGAAGCUGCAGAAAGACUGUGGGAGAGCAAAGAUUCCAAAUUAAAGCUGGAACAGUUAAGAAAUGCAGACACCUCUGCUGCAAGAGGAUGUGGGACUUCAUGGAGACUAUGUUCCAGAUCAGGCUGGUAAAGAGCAGCAGAUCCAAAGAGAGUUCCAGAGCAGAGCCAGGCCAUACGGGUUGGUGAUCCCCAUCAGCACGGCCGCAGAUGGCAGCUACGUGUCCAACAUCCUGUCGGCGAGCCGCCAGCGGCGAUGGGCGCGGGAGGCGCCGCAGAGCCCCAGGGAGCUCUACUUCAACGUCAGCGCCUUCGGCAGGGAGUUCCACCUCCGCCUGAGGCCCAACACGCGGCUGGUGGCUCCCCAGGCCGUGGUGGAGUGGUACGGAGACUCUCUGGAGCCUGGCAGCCAUGGUGGUAACGCGAGUCAGGCUGGAAGCGCCGCGGAGCGCUUGUGGAAGAGAGAGCCCCUGUGGACCAACUGCGCCUAUGUGGGGGACAUCACGGACAUGCCCGGAGCUGCCGUGGCCAUCAGCAACUGUGAUGGGCUGGCUGGAAUGAUAAGAACUGAUGAGGAUGAAUACUUCAUUGAGCCUUUGGAAAGAGGCAAGCAGAUGGAGGAGGAGAAGGGAAGAAUCCACAUGGUGUACAGGCGGUCGGCGGUAGCGCAGCAUCCCACCGACGUGCUCCCCGAUGUGCACACAGGAGAGUCCCUCCUCGCUGGCCUCGGAGCACUGGCUUCCCUGCACGGGCACCUUGAGCAGCAGCUGAACGAGACCCUGCGGCGCCGCCGCCACGCGGGGGACAACGACCACAACAUCGAGGUGCUGCUGGGCGUGGACGACUCUGUUGUGCGAUUCCACGGCAAAGAGCACGUCCAAAACUACCUCCUCACCCUCAUGAACAUCGUGAACGAAAUUUACCACGACGAGUCCCUGGGAGUCCACAUCAACGUCGUGCUGGUCCGAAUGAUCAUGUUGGGCUACGCCAAGUCCAUCAGCCUGAUCGAAAGGGGGAACCCCUCGCGCAGCCUGGAGAACGUGUGCCGCUGGGCCUAUCAGCAGCAGAAGUCGGACCCCAGCCACGCUGAGCACCACGACCAUGCCAUCUUCUUAACCAGGCAAGAUUUUGGGCCCGCUGGUAUGCAAGGAUAUGCUCCUGUGACGGGCAUGUGCCACCCGGUCCGGAGCUGCACCCUCAACCACGAGGACGGGUUUUCGUCAGCCUUUGUUGUUGCUCAUGAGACUGGGCACGUGCUGGGCAUGGAGCACGAUGGGCAAGGGAACAGAUGUGGGGACGAGACGGCGAUGGGCAGUGUCAUGGCCCCCUUGGUGCAGGCCGCCUUCCACCGCUACCACUGGUCCCGCUGCAGCGGCCAGGAGCUCAGGAGAUACAUCCACUCUUAUGACUGUCUUCUCGACGACCCCUUUGAGCAUGACUGGCCCAAGCUUCCUGAGCUGCCAGGCAUCAACUAUUCCAUGGAUGAGCAGUGCCGUUUCGACUUCGGCGUGGGCUACAGGAUGUGCACAGCAUUCCGAACCUUUGAUCCUUGCAAGCAGCUGUGGUGCAGCCAUCCCGAUAACCCCUACUUCUGCAAGACCAAGAAGGGGCCUCCCCUCGACGGCACGGAGUGUGCCCCAGGAAAAUGGUGCUACAAGGGUCACUGCAUGUGGAAGAACACCAACCAGCUGAAGCAGGAUGGACACUGGGGACCCUGGACCAAGUUUGGCUCCUGCUCACGGACCUGUGGGACUGGGGUUCGCUUCCGCACGCGCCAGUGCAACAACCCAAUGCCCAUCAACGGAGGUGACGACUGCGCCGGGGUCAAUUUUGAGUUCCAGCUGUGCAGCACCGAGGAGUGUCCGAAGCACUUUGAGGACUUCAGGGCACAGCAGUGCCAGCAGCGCAAUUCCCACUUCGAGUUCCAGGGCAGCCGGCACCACUGGCUGCCCUACGAGCACCCUGACCCUCCCAAGAGAUGUCACCUGUACUGCCAGUCCCGAGAAACAGGGGACGUGGCUCAUAUGAAGCAGCCGGUGCACGAUGGGACUCGCUGCUCCUACAGGGAUCCCUACAGCAUCUGUGUCCGUGGGGAAUGCGUGAAAGUGGGCUGUGACAAGGAAAUUGGCUCCAGCAAGGCGGAGGACCAGUGCGGGGUGUGCGGCGGGGACGACUCCCACUGCCGGACCGUGAAGGGGACCUACACCCGCACUCCCAAAAAGCUCGGGUACCUUAAGAUGUUUGAUAUCCCUCCUGGGGCUCGACAUGUGUUCAUCCAAGAAGACGAGGCCUCUCCUCACUUUCUGGCAAUCAAGAACCAGGCUACAGGACACUAUAUCCUGAAUGGGAAAGGGGAGCAGGCCAGAUCCCGGUCCUUCAUCGACCUGGGCGUGCAGUGGGAGUACAGCAUCGAGGACAACACGGAGACGCUGCACACGGACGGGCCCCUGCACGACGCCGUGGUGGUGCUGAUCAUUCCUCGGGAGAACGACACCAGAUCCAGCCUGACCUACAGAUACAUCAUCCACGAGGAUUCGGUGCCGACCAUCCACAGCAACAACGUGCUGCGGGAGGACACGGACACCUUCGAGUGGGCCUUGAAGAGCUGGUCCCAGUGCUCCAAACCCUGCGGUGGAGGGUUCCAGUACACCAAGUACGGGUGCCGCAGGAAGGGCAACAACAAGAUGGUUCAUCGAAGCUUCUGCGAAGGCAGCAAAAAGCCAAAGCCCAUCCGCAGGAUGUGCAACCUGCAGGAGUGCACAGAGCCCCUCUGGGCAGCAGAUGAGUGGGAGCACUGCACCAAAACGUGUGGGAAUUCUGGCUACCAGCUGCGCACGGUGCGCUGCAUCCAGCCCCUCGCGGACGGCACCAACCGCUCCGUGCCCGCCAAGCUCUGCGGCGGGGAUCGCCCCGAGAGCCGGCGCUCCUGCAACCGGGCGCCGUGCCCCGCGCCCUGGAAAGCCGGGCCCUGGUCCCAGUGCUCGGUGACGUGCGGGGAGGGGACGGAGAGCCGGCAGGUGCUGUGCCGCGCUGGGGACCGCUGCGAGGGGGAGCGGCCACAGUCCGUCAGGGCCUGUAAACUCGCUCCCUGUGAUGAUGAGCCCUGCCUGGGAGACAAGUCCAUCUUCUGCCAGAUGGAAGUGCUGGCGCGGUACUGCUCCAUCCCUGGCUACCACAGGCUGUGCUGCGAGUCCUGCGGCCGGCGAAGCAGCAGCUUCCCAGCACCCGGAGGGGCUGGCACCGAGGGGGAUGCGGCACUGGAUGCGGGCAGCCUGCCGAGGGCUCCAACGGCGCCCGCGGUGCCCGCCGGGGCUCGGCCGCUGCCCGGGAGCAGCUCUCCAAGCCGGCUGCCUUGGGAAGCACAGCAGGCCGAGCGGCGCACGCCGCCAUCCAGCCCCGAGCCCAGAGGUGCCAGCAGCGUUCCGCACUGGAGAGCUCCCGCGGCUGGCAAGACUUCACGGCUGUUGGCUUUGCUGCAGCAGGCCCCUGCCAACAGCAGCAGCCUCAGCUCUGGCAGUGCCCCGGCGCUGGCUCUGCCUCUGGUGGCAGCGGGGGCUCCUGCACCAGCCAGGACCUCCGGGAAGGGCGAGGGGCCCGAAGGGAAGCGAUGGCCUCCGAGGGCCGCCCCUGUGGAACGAUGAGCGGGAAGGCUCGUGCAGGACAGCCACGGCAAGGGGCUGUUUGGCACUCUGUGUGACUCCCUGACCUCCGGACACCGCGGAGCGCGCUGCGUGCCCCGGGCAGGGCACUGCAGGGCACAGCUCGUCCCCUGUAAAUACAAAGGACAAGAAGUGCUGGUUCACUUUCUGGUGCUCCCGGCCUCCUCCCACCCCUCCUUCCCAGGCCGGCUGGGACACGCAGAGGAAACACUACGGGAACCUUCCUGGCAGUGAGUGGGAGUUGCUGAGGGCUCUGUCCAGCUCUGGGCCCAAAAGUUAGCCCUCACCUCAGCAGCCCCGUGGUUUUGGGCUCUGAACACCCGCAUUGCAGGAAAUGCCCCACUGCAGGCAGGACCAGGCAUGGACACUCAACAAAACACUUGUCCCAGCCCGAAUGAACCCUCAGGACUCGUGUCUCCCUGGAAACAGACGUUGCACGAGCACCACUGCAGCUGUUGGGUAAAUGCAGGAAAGCGGCAUUAUUGUAAGAGUUUUGUGCUGUCCCACAACUGUUUUCCUGUAUUGUUCCAGUGCCAGGUGCCGGCCAUCAAGUUCUGCCAUUCCAAGGGCUGGUGUUUAAAGCAGUUUCAAGGUGGAUUUCAAGGUGUGAGAGAUAUUUAUAUUUCCAGCGUGGAUCAGCUCCAAACCUCCCCGCCCGUGGCGCAUCCGACUGCAAGAAUUAAUUUAUGUCCAUCCCCACCUUGUCCCAGCCCAGCUGGCCGCGCAGUCCCCGGCACGGCGCUGUAAAGUACUUGUGUAUAGGAGUGAGAACUGCAGAUAUUUAUUAAAAGUGGGUUUCUUGACAGUA
Passer domesticus (house sparrow) is the source of this 10947-nucleotide messenger RNA. It is a transcript of the gene ADAMTS3, whose product is annotated as ADAM metallopeptidase with thrombospondin type 1 motif 3. Gene Ontology annotation, cellular component: extracellular matrix. The record is from RefSeq and is a predicted model, not a curated record. NCBI's taxonomy places the organism in Eukaryota, Metazoa, Chordata, Aves, Passeriformes, Passeridae. Gene Ontology annotation, molecular function: metalloendopeptidase activity. Gene Ontology annotation, biological process: proteolysis; extracellular matrix organization. Bases 6546 to 10121 code for a protein of 1191 amino acids. The transcript has 31 exons.